AUGGCUGGAGAAGCGACGCUUUUGAACAUACCCGAUUCAAUUCGAAAGGAAAUCUAUCAGCUCGUCUGUGGACCGCAGUUGCAAAUCGAGAUUCUCGCAGACGGUAGCAUCUCAGCACUCGACCACAGCCUCCUGAGAGUCAGCAAAGCCUUACGUCUCGAUAUCUUAACCUCAUACUCGGGAGGAAGCCCACCACGGAUCGUCUGGGUCUUCCGAAGCCCUGCUGCCUUGGCCAGUGCCAGUCCAAUGUUGCACGAGAGAAACCUCUCGGCCCACGAUAGCGUAUCCUGGAUCAACAUCAAGGCUAUUCGACUCGUGCUUUUGGCUCCACCCGGUGACGGCUCGCAACUCACGCUAAACGAGCGUGGCGGUAGUUGCAGUCGCGAUGGAAGCAGUGGGCCUCAUGUUGAGCCCCUGUACAAGGCCUGGAGAGACAACAUCGCGGGACUACCUCGAGACUUGUCAGUGCACACGGUGUGUUUCGAUCUCGAGCAUUCGUGGACCUGGCAAAGUCUCAGCGUCGCCAGACUCGUUCAUAGUUUAAGUGCUGUACUGCACCGACGUAGAGGUGGCAAUGUGCAGUUCCAUGUCGUUGGGUGCAGGACUGAGGAGGGUCGACGCUUCAUUGAGCGGUCGACGGUUGGUCUGGCUCAGACAGAGCCGCCUGUCAAAAUGAGAGGCCCCGGUAUUGGAGCAGAUUAG
Fulvia fulva is the source of this 702-nucleotide messenger RNA. RefSeq lists its product as uncharacterized. NCBI's taxonomy places the organism in Eukaryota, Fungi, Ascomycota, Dothideomycetes, Mycosphaerellales, Mycosphaerellaceae. The record is from RefSeq and is a predicted model, not a curated record. Bases 1 to 702 code for a protein of 233 amino acids. The transcript has a single exon.